UAAAUAAUAAUAAAUUCCAAAAGUUGUCAAAUUUACCAAUUCUAGUCCCAAUUUAACCUAAAUUUACCAUUCCAGUCACCAAUCCCUCAUCACUCUUUCCCUUUUACCCCCUAAAAUAGUUUUCUCAGAUAUCCCUAAAUUCUCUUCUCCCUUCUCCGUCUUCCCUAAAUUUCUCUUUCGAAAACCAACACUAAACACACCAAAAAGCUCGAAUCUUUUUUUGCUAAUUAUCACCAUCAUUAUUGCAAGAUUAUUACCCAUGUUCCAUUUUUUUGGAUGAUGCUUUCUUUUUACAGUUGCAGUGGCAGGAGCUUUGCAGUUCUUGAUAAUAUUUCAAAGCAAAAACCCCAGCUUUCUUCUUCAAACUUGUUCUGUAAAGGGUUCUUUUUCUUCAAUGCAACCCCACGAUCUCUACCUGUAAACCCUUCAUAGACAAUCCCUUCUCCGAUCCCCUCAUUAUCAUGUCCGACCCACAACCCUCUUCUUCUUCUUCUCCGAUCCAACACGAAACUAACCACACCCACAACGAAAACUCUCAAAACAAAGCUUCCCAUUCACCGGAGAAGAAAAGUUCACAGAAUAACUUUAACAGUAAUAGUAAUGCUAAUAAUAGUAGUAGUAAUAUAGUUAGGAGAGAGAGGCCGGCGAGGGAGUGUACCAAAAGGGCUGCGGCGAGGUUACAGGCAGCAGCAGCAGCCGAGGCGGAGGCUGUUUCUAAGGUCAGGAAGAAAAAGACUGCAGGUAGGAAAGAAAGGCUAGCGGCUAGGUUGUUGAGGGAGGAGGAGGAUGAAGAGAAGUCCCAAGAAGGUGAUGAUGAGGAGGAGGUAGAGGAAGGUGAAAACGGGUCGCCUUCUUCGCGGCAACAAUGUGGCAAGAUUGUCACACAGCUUAUGGGAGAGCCCGAACCAUCGCAGUUGCCUCGGUGGAAUAUACGGUCCAUGUGGCAGUUAGCUUCCAUAUUGAAUUUCUUGAAUGUUUUUAGGCCUUUGUUGAAUAUUAGAGUGGAGUUUUCAGCUGAGGAAUUUGAAACAGCAUUGAUUACUCCGAAUGAUACACUUGGUGAUAUACAUAUGCCAUUGCUAAAGGCAAUCCCACCGGUUACUCGAAUGGCACUUGGACGCAAUACAUGGAUUACUGUUUUGUGCAGGAAAUUAAGAGAUUGGUGGCAUUGGGUUGCAGAGGGGGAACUACCUAUAGUUGCAGCACAAGGGGCUGAAAUUGAAGCAUAUAGUGCACUAGAUCCUGCAGUCCGCGUGGUGAUUUUGAAAGCAUUGUGUGAUAUUCGUGUUGAGCAAGAAGAUAUUCGUAACUACAUUGACGAAAACUUGAAACAAGGUGUUCAUCUAUCACUAUUCCGAAAAGAACGUAUUGGUGGUGAUUCUCAUGGAAUUUCUUACUGGUAUGAGAAUGAUCCCAUAAUUGGGCAUCGACUGUACCGAGAGAUUAGAAAGAUCGAAAUCAAGAAAGGAAAGGGAAAGACUGUACCGCAAAUACCUAGCUCAUGUUAUCAGUGGGAAACUGUUGCAACUAACUUGGACGAAUUCCAGGAUGUUUCUGAGAAGCUGUUCUCGAGUAAAAAUAGAACAGAGGCUUCUGUUGGAAAGAAGUUGAAAAAUGACAUGCUUGCUGAGGUUGAGAGGGUCCACAAGAGAAAAGAGAAAUUGCUGAAGAAACAACAUAGACAGGCAUUGAUGCUUGAUAACAUGCUAAAUAUGGAUGGUCUUUCUGGUGGACGCUCCUUGCGGGAUAGGAAGCCUGUGACCUACACAUUUGAUGAUUAUGAUCGGUCAAUUAAUGAGGCUAUCAAGAUAACCAAGAAUGGUCAACCAUCUGCAGAACCUACUUUGAGGAGAGAUCCUGCUACAAGGAAUGAAACUUCUACAAAUGGUAGAUUGGGUAGUCCUCCACACUUGUCACAACACGUGUCUUUCAGAGUGCGUUCUCCUAAAUCACCCGAAUACGAUGAAUAUGACGAAGACCAUCAUGAUGAACAAUUAGAUCGAAGCAACCGUAGGAGGCAGAGACCCCAACGCUAUUCUGCAUCAGAGUUUAUUGAAGAAUUAUCUGAAAACGAGGCAGAUUUUGACAGUGAUGAUGAUAUAAUGGGUGAAGCAGUUUAUGAUGAAGAAUAUUUAAGGAAACGGAAACAGCGGAAGAUAUCAAGUAGCUCGGAAGGAGAUGAUGAGUACCAUUGGGAUGAAGAAAAUCCUGAAGAUGAAGAAGAGGAAUAUGAAGAUGAAGAUUCCCCAAGUGCUAGUGAGGAGAGCGAUGAACCUCGGAGUCGGAGAUUUAAGAAACUGCCAGGCCGCACAAGAAGAGAAACCAAGUUGAGGUCAGUGGGCAACCUUCAGUCAGGUUUAAGACGCAGUAACAGGGCAACCAGAAACCGCAUCAACUAUAGCAAUUUAGAGAUGUCAGAAUCAGAGACCGAGUCAAUGAAACCUGAGAAGUCAAAUGGAUCCGAAGAGCAUUAUGAUGCAAGUGACAAUGCAGAGUUCUCAAUGGGAAGUGAUGACACAGAGGAAAACAAUGAUGAGGAGACGAAAGUUGAGCAACCGGUUGAUGAUGUGCCUUCUGAGAUGGCAACAGUUGAUCAAAAUGAUGUACCAAAGAGAACAAGCAGUCCAGAUCAAGACCAAGAUGAUGUUGAAAGUGGAGGGAAAAGGCGCUUUCUUGAUCUCAAUGAGCUUGCCCCGGGUCCUGGAUUCGAUGAUGGUCCUAAUUCAGUGAUGAAAGAUGAAGGUGCAGAUGACUUCUGAUGUCUUACCCUGAGAUCUGUUGCUUGUAGUUUGGUGUUGCAAGCUGAUAGUUAACUCUGAAUCCAAUCCAUGAUGGAAGCAAAGGAGUUGUGUUUCCCGUGGAAAAUUUUGGCAACUGUGAUGCAGUUUGUUUAUCCAAAGUGGGGCUAAUCAGAAGUGAGAAAAUUAUGUAGAUUGAGUAGUCAUUUUUUUUGGCAUUUCUACAUUCACCUAUGAGAAAUGGUGGGGGAAAUUCGAUGAGAGUUUUCUUUCUUGUUCGCUGUACAAUAACAUUAUAACUAAUAUUGUAACAGAAAUAUCACUUUUAGAUGCUUAGAACCAUUAAUUUAGUUAGAUGCUUGGUGUCAUUUUCCUGUA
This is a messenger RNA of Solanum tuberosum (potato), 3116 nucleotides long. RefSeq lists its product as uncharacterized. Bases 462 to 2759 code for a protein of 765 amino acids. NCBI's taxonomy places the organism in Eukaryota, Viridiplantae, Streptophyta, Magnoliopsida, Solanales, Solanaceae. The transcript is spliced from 12 exons. The record is from RefSeq and is a predicted model, not a curated record. Gene Ontology annotation, cellular component: RSF complex. Gene Ontology annotation, biological process: regulation of DNA-templated transcription.